Molecule: messenger RNA, 1419 nt
Organism: Brugia pahangi
Lineage: Eukaryota; Metazoa; Nematoda; Chromadorea; Rhabditida; Onchocercidae
Source: the annotation of a GenBank genome assembly
AUGAUUUUGCGAAGGUGUUGCAUAGCGAUCGGAAAUUCGCGCAAACGAAGGGUAUCGGCGGAGUGUAGAAACAGAACCACCAUAACAAGCCAUAGUCGAAGUAACGUUGGCUCAGCUCUUUAUGAGCGUGAGUACAUCACAACACGACAACAUCGUUAUCUUCGACGUAAUGGCAUUAUACUACACAGAGCUAUGGAUUCGAUGCGAUGUGAUCGUAAUUCAACAAACUACGAAGUUUCAGACGAUCAGUCAGGUUUAAAUGAUCAGUUAGCAUUGGGUGAAGUAUGUAUGGUUUUGCGUCAUGGAAGUUCUAGACGACGACGUGCUGUAAUUAUAGAUAAAAGACUAGCGGAAAGAGGAACGGGGAAUGAGUAUUAUGUUCAUUAUGAAGGGACCGAUCGACGUCUUGAUGAAUGGGCGCAACGUAGUCAGAUUCGAAAAAUUCUUGUCCAAAGAAAUACAUCAAUUAAUGAUGAUCGCAGAAAAAUAACAAGAGUGCGGAAGAGGACGCAUAUCGAUAUGAUCGAAUCUCCUAAUUCACAUUCCAGUAUAGACGAUGAAAGAACAGCACUGGAGAAAGAACACGAACAGGUUACUAGAGUGAAGCAUAUUGAACGCAUCAGAUACGGGAACUAUGAAAUCGACACGUGGUAUUUUUCUCCUUAUCCGGAUGAUUAUGGAAAAACGCACAGCCUUUACAUAUGCCAGUACUGUAUGCGGUACAUGAAGUUUGAACGAAGCUAUCGUAUUCAUCUACAUGAAUGUCGAAGAAAGGAACCACCAGGCAUUGAAAUUUACAAAGAAAAAUCAAUGUCCGUAUAUGAGGUCCUGGGUAGUAACGACAAGGUUUACUGUCAAUGCUUGUGUCUUCUUGCGAAAUUGUUUCUGGAUCACAAAACGCUUUAUUUCGAUGUUGAACCUUUCCUAUUUUACGUACUCUGUGAGGUCGACAGUCGGGGUGCUCAGAUGGUAGGUUAUUUUUCGAAGGAGCAAGGUAAUCCUGAUGGAAAUAACCUUGCCUGCAUUUGUAUACUUCCUCCUUUUCAGCGAAGCGGUUAUGGAAAGUUUCUUAUCCAGCUGAGCUAUGAAAUUUCGAAACGAGAAGGCUUAAUUGGUUCACCUGAGAAGCCAUUAAGCGAUUUGGGCAAAUUGAGUUACCGGUCUUAUUGGUCGUGGGCAGUUCUGGAAGUAUUAAGAACCUGUUCAAAAAUUUCGAUAACAGAUUUAAGCCGAAGAACAGCUAUUCAUGUCAAUGACAUUAUUGAAACGCUUCACUCUCUGAAAUUGACGCGUUACUGGAAAGGUGACCAUGUAUUAUAUGUCACGCAACGAUUUCUGUUACACUGCUGGAAAACAGGUGUUGCGAAAAAGCCGCGUCUGUUGUUACGACCUCGACUUUUACGAUGGCAACCACGAUAG